UUGUCUUUUAUUUCAGGCCUUUCUGCUGCCUUAUCCUGACGGAUUACCGGCUUCAGCGACGGAGCUGCACUCGCUUCCCGCUGUGUAUGUGAAGAAUUUGGAUCAGAAGGGGUGAAUGUCUGAUGAUCGUAGCGAUCAUUUCCGGGCGGAGCAACUGUGUCUCCCGCGCUCACCGGUGCUUCCGGUUCAAAGUGAACUUCUCGGACCUGAUUGCGAUUAUAUAUGGCGACUCUGCAUUGAUCACCUUCCGCUCGAAGACGAUCCGCUUCCGUUUGGCGCAGGUCGGCGUCGGCCUGCUGAUUAACAUUUGACUGCCGGGAUGCUUUCAACGCAUCAUACUCCCGCCGGAGCUCCUCUGUGGCAUUUUCCAAAUUGCGAUUAUCGUCUUUUAACUGGAGCUGAUCCAUUCGCUUUGAUUCACCGAUGGAAUCAAGCUUUGCUUUUGAUUGAGCCACUAUUCUCCGUAUUCCUCUGAAUAGGAACGGAAGUGACUCACGCGCAAUUUUCUCCAAAUCCUUUUCUGUUACUGCCGUGGCCAACCUAUCAUCAACGCUGGCGGCCUGUUCCAUGAAUUCAUCAUCAGUGAAUUCAAAAUCUUUAUCCGUUAUGUACUGCUGCAAUCCCAACUGGGAUGCAUGAAAUGUGGAAUCACCUGUGCGAACUAUCCUCAUCCUUGGUAAAGGCGGACAGUCAGUGGAUGCACGGUGGAAUCCCUCGUACGUACUCCUCCACACGUCACUGUUUCCGCAAGCAGGAUUAUACUGCAUAUGCCGCAAUGUCUAGCCAACUGUUAUUCUGGGAUAUCGAGAACGCCAACAUUCCAUGGCGAAGGUCAUUCAGUUGGUGCGUGGAUCACCUGCGGGAUUUAGCGGAGGAACGUGGCUUUGUUUCAUCAUGUCGUAUGCGUAUAGUUUGUGGUGGUUCACGCUGCUCGGAAACCGUAUGCUUUUAUGGCCAUAGUCGAAAGCUCUGUGAUCCUGAUACAGAGGACUGCUGGGAGCCUAACGAAUGGUAUCCCACAACGGAGAACGGUGUCGAACUCUUAUGUGGAUGGAUGACACAGAGUGACAAUCAAACAGGCAGACCUUACAGAAACAAUGCUGACAACAUAAUUGUGGCGAAGAUACAGAAUUCCAUUAACGAACUAAAGCGGCAUUCAUCGCAGACGCUAAGACUAUUACGCGCAAAAUUCAUGGUGUUCACAAAAGACCAAAGACUGCAGGGGAAUGUUGAAAAUUUGGGAACGGAGGACAUUGCGGUUAUGGCGAUGGAUCCCAAUUUCGAUGGGAUACGGGCAACGGGUCACACUUCGAACUCCGCAAAUUUUCAGGCUGGCCAACUCGUACAAAACGAUAACGAAGAAAUCGCAGUCCCGAGCUGGCUGCAGACCGCUGGUAAAAUCGCCUUAGCAGCCGGGCUACUUGGUGUUGGGGCGGUGGCCGUCAGUGCUCUGCUGAACGGCCAGCAAAGGCCCGUGCGACUUUUCUGGGACAUCGAUAACGCACGGUGCGCCAUUCCGGCCAAUGGAAACUGGCAAGGCUGUAUCGCGCAUUUACGCGGGAUCGGUCGUCAGCAGGGAGUGGAUCUGGAUACGACCUACGGUAUCAAAGUCAUCUGUAGAGGAUCCGGUGGCGGCUGUACAUACCAGCGGUGCGUGCAUGCCAGUACAAUGUGUGACUUGCAAACUCAGAUAAAAUGGAGAGCUGGUGCAGCACAGUCAACCACGAUGGAAGGCGUUCUUCUGCAAUGUGGUUGCGAUGGACGGAACGACAGUAACAGCGCGGAUGACCGCUUUGUCGAGCAGCUGACGGUGAUAUUUUCUGCCACAUCGGCCGGGAUGAACAUCAUCCUUGUGACAGAAAAUCGGAUCUUGCGCGGUCGCGCGGCCAGGACUGUAAACGUUCCGUACACACAAAGAAUUAUUUUUCAUCCGGCUAAUCCCGAGGAUCCAGUGUGGCCGCUAAGAUUCGAUCCCUUCCCGCCUGGCGGGCCCACUGCUGGACGUAGGGGAGAGGAGUGUGUAAUUACGUGAAUGUCGGAACAUCAAAUAAAUUGAAUAAUAUCCGUAUUGCCUUGCUGUGUGACACCAGCGCAGUUGAUCGCGCUUCAAUAGAUGACCAACUGUACAGAAGCCUGUGAUUUUACUUCUUUAUCUUUUUACGAUUUUUGACAGCACUGUUGUCAUUAUUACGUAUUUUAGCCUAAACUCAUGACAGUUCAAUUUCACCAAUCGAGUGUGUACUACGUAAGUACUAAUAUGUUCGUAUACCAUGUGCAUUUGCAAGUUAUAAAGUGGAC
Molecule: messenger RNA, 2298 nt
Organism: Paramacrobiotus metropolitanus
Lineage: Eukaryota; Metazoa; Tardigrada; Eutardigrada; Parachela; Macrobiotidae
Exons: 10
Coding region: 632-2032 (466 amino acids)
Source: RefSeq, a predicted model, not a curated record